Messenger RNA from Acaulospora colombiana, 954 nucleotides. The record is from the annotation of a GenBank genome assembly. Lineage: Eukaryota; Fungi; Glomeromycota; Glomeromycetes; Diversisporales; Acaulosporaceae.
AUGGACCUCACUUCUGAGUUUCGAGGAAUGGUUAAUGACUUUUCAGCCCUCACCGAUAAAAGUCGAAAGAAACGAAACGACGUUCUUCCGCCAGUGAAAAAGAAGUUGGAAGUGCAGGACGAAUUCUUAAAGGAAGCCUACCGAAUAGCUUCACACAUAAACAACUUAAGAAACUUUCUUAUUUCAAUUCGAAAAGCUUAUCUAAAUACUUCGCGACAGAGUCCACUCUCGAAGGCUAGUUCCUGCGUUCCUUUGUCGAUCGAUGGUAGUUCGGAUCAAGGUUUGACAUCCACCAGGAUCGGCUCCUUUACAACUUUAACGGAUAAACAGCGAGACGAAAUUGAUUCACAGGCCAAAACGAUAAUUCAACAAUGUUUAGAGAGGAUAAAAAAAUUGGAAGAAGCUGAACAAGUUCGGCAGAAUUCCAUUUUGAGUAAUACCUGGACAAAGAUCUUGUCCACAGCAUUCUCUUACGAAGAAUGUGAUAUCUUAGCCGCAAUUCGAAGUAGUGUUACAUGGUAUUUGAACAAAAGGUUAACCGAGGUUUCAAAAAUACAAAAGGAUCAACAAGAGGCUAGGAUUACGAGGGAGAUUGAAAGACGAGAAAGUACACUUUAUAAAACACCGACUGUCAAAUCAAAUGCUCAGAAACAAUCUCUUCAGACCCUGAUAAAAGAGGAAAAAGAGGUUUCUUCGGAAAAUGAAGGGAUAGUUGGUAGCAUAGACGGAGAUGAUAUCGAGCAGCACUUGUCCGUGGAACAGAAAAUGAUGUUGGAAGUGGAAAACGAAUCCAUGAUUAAAGAGCUGGCCACCGAACUGGAGCAAAUCAAGCAAUCAAGCGGAAAAAACCUUGCUAGAAAUUUCAAAUUUACAAUCUUUAUUGUCGAACCACUUAAUGCUGCAAACUCAGCAAACGGACCGAUUAUACUCCGAAGCUAUUGCCACCACGGCUAG